AUGGCCGCCAUCAGUGACGGGAAAUUAUUGUUGCAAGGGUACGUCUACGUGAAGUCAAAGAAAAGUCCAGAUGGAACGAAAACGUAUUCGGAUUGCCGAAGAGUGAGUAUUUUUUCUCAUAAACCUGGCUCAGGUUGGACAUGGAAUGCAAAACGAAGGCAAUUUUAUUUCCAUCAGUUCUUGGUAGAGCAACCAGACUUUGAUCUGAGUAAUGAAAAUUUGAAGAAAGAGUUAUGGAAAAUGAUGGAAUUUUGGCUCAAUAAAGGUGUGGCUGGGUUCAGACUAGACGCCACUCCUUUUUUUUUCGAAGAUAAAGAAUUUAGAGACGAUAAUAUAUUUUUGCGACAAUUCAACCAACCAGAAACCAUCGAGUUUAUACACGAAUUUCGGACGUACUUGGAUAAAUAUAAUAAGGAACAUGGUGGUUUUGAAAGCUUUCCUGUGGAAGCAAUGACGUUAAAACUUUACAUCAUAUUUUGGUCGUUUCUAAAGGAUGAAGGAAAAAUAUCAGCUUGGAUGACUCAAGAUCACGAUGGUCCGAGAGUAGGAUCACGAAUUAGUCCAGAAUACGCAGACAUUUUCACAAUAUUGUCGAUGAUGUUGCCUGGAACAGUAGGAGUUUAUUAUGGACAAGAGAUUGCCAUGAUGAAUGGGUUCGCUACAGAAGACCAAUUUAAGGAUUUCUCUGGUCGGGGUACCAGAGAUCCUAACAGACUUUUGAUGCAAUGGGAUAAUUCUCUAAAUGCUGGAUUUUCAACAAACCUGACAACAUAUUCGCCUGUGAAUUCUGAUUACUUUCAAAGAAAUGUUGCUGCACAAAAAACACAAUCACAAGGCAAGGUGCUCACUGUGGUGGUCAAUUUCGAAACUACUACAUCUUCGAGAUUAAAUUUAACCGAAAUAUUGCAAAAUCGUCCCAAUGAGAUUACAGUUGUUGCAGCUUCUGUGAAUUCUGAAUAUUUGAAAAGAUUCAAUAUAGAAUUUGAACGGAGUGAAGAAUUCUACAUGAGACCAUUAUCAAGUGUGGUAUUGGAGACAGAUCAGCCUUACACUGAAAAUGAAGAUGUCAUGCUUUAA
Planococcus citri (citrus mealybug) is the source of this 1077-nucleotide messenger RNA. RefSeq names its product alpha-glucosidase-like. The record is from RefSeq and is a predicted model, not a curated record. NCBI's taxonomy places the organism in Eukaryota, Metazoa, Arthropoda, Insecta, Hemiptera, Pseudococcidae. The coding region runs from base 1 to 1077 and encodes 358 amino acids. The transcript is spliced from 8 exons. Gene Ontology annotation, biological process: carbohydrate metabolic process.